AUGGUUGGUCGUGCCAUUAAAAAGGCCGGAGUAGCUUUAACAGAUUCCAUCAGAAGAACAUUUUCAACAAAAAAAUGGGAACACAAAGAGCAGUUGCAUUCUUUAGUGGAGACUGAUAAAUUCUUCUUGAAAAAAGUUCGAUGGCAAAUUUCCUUAAUGGCUCACGUUGGAUUCGCUUUAGCUUUCGCCAUCAGAUCUAACUUCGGAGUCGCUAAGAAUAGAAUGAUCAGCAAUUUCACAGAUGCCUACGGGACUGUUCACGAGCAACAGUUUUUCUGGUCUCCAACAGAACUGGGAAUGAUGGAAUCGUCCUUCUUCUAUGGUUACGCUGCCUCCCAAAUACCUGCUGGUAUGCUUGCAGCAAAAUUUGCUCCAAAUAAACUGUUUUGCUUGGGCAUCUUAAUCGCGGGUCUGACUAACGUCAUAGUGGCAAUCGGGCUACAGUACCAUCCAUUCACCGACUUUGUCGUCAUGGGUUUACAAAUCGUUCAAGGCUUGGCCCUGGGUGUCACGUAUCCUGCUAUGCAUGGAGUUUGGCGUUAUUGGGCUCCGCCAUUGGAACGAUCUAAGCUAGUCACAACAACCUUCACUGGAAGUUACAUUGGGGUCAUGUUGGGAUUACCUGUCUCAGCGUCUCUUGUCAGUUAUAUACAUUGGUCUGCUCCGUUUUAUGUAUUUGGAGCCAUGGCUAUAGUAUGGUCAGUCGGAUGGUGGUUCGUCUCGGCCUGUAAUCCACAUGAACACAUGUACAUUUCGGACGAAGAGAAACGUUUCAUUACUGAAAAAGUUGGAGCUGUUGUCACAUCUGACAUGACGCUUACUACGGUACCAUGGAAAACAAUCCUACUCUCUCCACCAGUAUGGGCUAUUGUUAUUUGCAAUUUCUGUCGUUCAUGGACUUUCUUCUUACUUUUGGGUAAUCAGCUGACAUACAUGAAAGAUGUUCUUCAUAUUGAUAUUCGAGAUAGUGGACUGAUUUCCAUGCUACCACAACUUCUCAUGGCUAUUACUGUACUUUCUUCUGGACAAUUAUCUGAUUAUCUACGGGCUACGGGUAAAAUGGAAACAGGAAACGUCCGAAAAUUGUUUAAUUCCAUGGGUUUCGGAGGAGAAGCUUGUUUCUUGUGUAUAUUAGCCUUCUUACACGAUCCUGCUCCAGCAAUUACAUGUCUUGUUCUCUCUACAGCUUUCAGUGGUUUCGCUAUUGCAGGUUUUAAUGUCAAUCACUUCGAUAUCGCUCCACGUUAUGCUUCCAUUCUUAUGGGUUUCUCCAAUGGUUUGGGAGCUUUGGCGGGAAUGGGAGGAAUUAUUACUCAGAACUUGACUGCUGACAAUCCAGGUGGAUGGAAAUAUUGCUUCCUCUUAGCCGUCGGAGUUGAUCUGUUUGGUCUUAUCUUCUAUCUGAUCUUCGCUAAAGGUGAUGUUCAAGAAUGGGCGCGAGAAGCAGAGCCAGAAGAAACGAUGGGAGAAUUCGUUAGGCGUAUCUCAACAAUGGUUCGAUCAUCACUGACGAGACCACGUUUUAACAGUCAAAAAUCACGCGAUUACGACAAAAUGGAUGAAUCUCGUCAUAAUUCAUCUGAAAUGAAAGCUACUUAUAAUGUUACUGAUCUUCAAAGUAUUCAAGAAACUGAAGAUAGUCCACGACAAUCUCAAACUGAUAUCAGUUCAACUCCUGAUUCUUUAAAGCCGGAUAGACCAUCUGUCUGA
Messenger RNA from Auanema sp. JU1783, 1710 nucleotides. The record is from the annotation of a GenBank genome assembly. Lineage: Eukaryota; Metazoa; Nematoda; Chromadorea; Rhabditida; Rhabditidae.